Myiozetetes cayanensis is the source of this 3206-nucleotide messenger RNA. It is a transcript of the gene SCG5, whose product is annotated as secretogranin V. Gene Ontology annotation, cellular component: secretory granule. The coding region runs from base 16 to 828 and encodes 270 amino acids. Gene Ontology annotation, biological process: neuropeptide signaling pathway; regulation of hormone secretion. The transcript is spliced from 6 exons. The record is from RefSeq and is a predicted model, not a curated record. Gene Ontology annotation, molecular function: enzyme regulator activity. NCBI's taxonomy places the organism in Eukaryota, Metazoa, Chordata, Aves, Passeriformes, Tyrannidae.
CAGUGACUGUAAUGAAUGUUAUGGGCAAAUACAAAUCAGAAAACUGAUUUCUGCAGUUUGCUACUUAAUAUUUCUUUCAGAAGAGAAGAGCAAACCCAUCCUGUUUCCCCCCUCUUAGUUUCCAGCUGGCUAGAUUUUCAGCUGCCCCUAGAAACAGUGGUAGUAAACUGUGAUGUCCGGUGGAUAAAAGUGGCUACCACUAUGACAACCACCUUGUUUUGCAACAUGAUAUUUCUGCUGGCAUUUGGAUUGGCUUCAGCUUUUAGCCACAGCCCUAGGAUGCCUGACAGGGUUACUGAAGCAGAUAUACAAAGGCUCCUCCAUGGGGUUAUGGAGCAAUUGGGCAUUGCCAGACCCCGGGUAGAAUAUCCAGCACACCAGGCUAUGAAUCUUGUUGGUCCACAGAACAUUGAAGGUGGUGCACAUGAGGGUCUUCAGCACUUGGGUCCUUAUGGCAAUAUCCCAAACAUUGUGGCUGAGCUGACAGGUGAUAAUGUACCAAAGGAUUUCAGUGAAGAUCAAGGCUAUCCUGACCCUCCAAAUCCCUGCCCUAUUGGAAAAACAGUUGAUGAUGGGUGUCUAGAAAACACCCCUGACACAGCAGAGUUCAGCAGGGAAUACCAGCUGCACCAACACCUUUUUGAUCCGGAGCAUGACUACCCCAACGUGGGCAAGUGGAGCAAGAAUUUACUCUUUGAAAAAAUCAGUGGUGGCCCAAAAAGAAGAAAGAGGAGUGUGAACCCCUAUCUGCAAGGACAGCGACUGGAUAAUGUUGUAGCAAAGAAGUCUGUUCCACAAUUUUCAGAUGAAGACAAAGGUCCUGAAUAAGUAGAGUAAAAAUGAAAGAUAAAAACUCAUGCUAUCCUCUGCUAGAUUGUAAUAUUGCUUAUACAUAAUCAUCUAUGAAAAUCCUUGUGAAUGGCAGCAUGCUUAUUAUUUAUACAACUGUAGAUGAAAAACAGCUGUAUUUAUAACAGUAUGUUCUAGAUAACAAAAAUAUGGUUCUGCUUUUUGUUAAGUUACGGUAAAAGGACAUUUCUGUUAUUUUUAUUUUAGUCAUGGAGCAAACUUUAAAAAUGUUAGUCAUUUUAAUAGCUAACGUGAGGUAAAUGGUCCUAAUGAGCAGCUUGUAAAUAGGAAGACGAAAAAAUGCCCAGUCUGACUCCAACAUUUAAUCUUAAAUGUUACUGUGUUUGACACAUGAAAAUUACAGUUUUAUGUUUUGUUCACAAAUAUUGUUACUUAGCAAAGACAAAGUAUUUAUUUUACGAGAGAAUUUUGGCUUUUGGUCCAUUUUAAUAAACAUUUAAGCAAUCUACAAGGUUUGCAAAGUGACAUUUCCAAAAUAUUUCAGAGGCUCAUUUGUCUCUGUUAUUGCUGUGCAAAUUUAAAAAUUAAAGAACUGCUUUUUGACUCUAUUCACUGGAAUAUUUUCUCCUGUUAGUUUUAAUCAUUCCAUGCCCUUAACUUUCCUGAACACUUGCACAUCUUUCUUCUUUAUCAAUGGAACUGUUAUGUGGAAUCUCCCCCACUGUUCCUUGUCUUAGAAACAGUAGAAUUUGUGCAUUUUAGCGUUCCUAAAUUAUGCCUCCAGGUGAUAUUAUAAGUGAAGAUGGAGUCGUUUGUCUGUGUUAAUAAGGUUGUAUCAACAACCUCUGAAUCUAAAUCCAAGCUAUGGAGGUCAUUACAGUUGAUCUUCUGAAAAAUUAUGCUACUCUAAUAACACUGGUAGCUAUCACUGCUCUUGAAGUUGUUCUGGGAAGCUUAAAUUGCCUUUUUGCCCCUAGGAGAUUGAAGAGCGUUUAUAUUCCAGAGUUGUCCCUUUCUGAAAGAGGAGAAUAUAAAAUUACCUAAAUUUUUUUUAUUUUCAGAACACAUCUGAAUAUUUAAAACCAUGUGCAUGGAGCAUUGGAAUUAUAGAAAAGAGCCUUAAUUUACAGCUUUGAACUUGAAAUCUGUGGAAAAAGAAGUAGUUUCCUUUCCAAUCCUACAGAAAGACACAGUAAAAUAAUGAUGACCACUUAGGAAAAAAAAACAAAACCACCAAAACAAAACAGAUAAGAAACUAAAGUUCCUUGCCACACAAGAUUAAAGUUAACAGGAUGGCACAAAAAUGACUGUCAAUAACAUUUGCUUUUUUUGUCCCACCACUUGGUAAUAAAUUAUGUAUGUAGAGAGUCAGCCCUCUCAUGUCAUUUAUGGUAGAUUGCAAAACUCUGUAACAUUUUAGGAUGAACGAUCAUGUCUUUCAUCAUAGUUCCUUCUUUAAAAAAAAUCUGGAAGAGAAAACUAAAUAGUAUGUAAUGCAGUGGGGUUUAUAUUCACAGAUGACACAAAACUGAGGAAUUUCUAUGAAUCACAGAGCUGCCUCCUACUGGCCUGGAACAGGAUGGGAGCAAGUCAUCUAACAGAACUUGUAAUCUCUGCUCCUUAAGCUUACUCUUUUUAUCUGCACUCCUGCUUAGUCUUCAUGCAGGUAUUGAGAGUUGAAGAACUGCAAAGGUUGUCUCCAAAACCAGCAAUAGGUAUAUAUAUUUCUGUAUUAGCCCUGUCCUUAUUGGCUUCAAUAAAAUCCAUUUUAAUUCCAAAAAUGAAGCAACUAUAAUGGCAAUUAAUUCUGUUUUUAAGCUCUUAUUAAGGACCAGUACAUAGUAAAAGGAAGUAUGUACAGUAAAUAGGGGGCUUAAAAAGAGAGGGGCAAAGAAGCGUUUUUUGAUUAAUAGUAUCAGUGAUCCCACAUCUAAUUUCUUGAAGCACUUUAGGUCACUACAGUCUUCGUAGGGAUGUUGUGAUAAUCCAGAACAGCAAACUGACCAGAGCAGAGAUCCCUGGAUGCUGCCUGUGACCCAGGUGGGGCCGGAGCAGCUGUCCUCCUGUGCAUGGUAGAACUGCAUAGUGCAGACAAAGGAAAAAUAUCACAAUUCAGAGGUGAUUUUGUCUUUAAAUGCAAGCAAAAAAAACCCAAAAACCUUUAGAUUGCACAAAAUGGUGUGUCUUAUAAGGAGUGUGUACUGGAAGAAGUCAAAUGCAUGCUGGUAAGAAGCUGUCUGCUGAGUCCAUCGGGCAGCUUGAGUGUUUCACCAGGAAAACUCAAUAGCACUAUUGUGAAAUUCUAAUAAUUUCACAGCUCUUACACCAUGAUAAUGAGAUUGAUUAUUCUAAUUUCAGUUUCAUAGUAGAGCUGUCUUACUGUCCUAGGAUUGGUU